CUCCUCUCGCUCAAUCCCUUGCGCCCCGCUGUGUUUGGUCAUUGCCAUGAGAUUUUUCUGCAUUUUGGUGGCCUCCCUCCAUGUGCUGAGCUUGGCAGGCAAUGAAACCCAGGUGGGCAAUGAAAUGGAGCUGGGCAAUGAAAAGAACAAGGUGGCAGGCCAUGAAACCAACAAGUGGAAAAAGCAGCGGCAGAUCAACAAAGCCUUCUGUGGAACGGAAGCGUAUGAGUUGGAAACCAGUGGAAAAUGGUGCAAGUCCUGGUGGCUGCCCCCACAGCGCUGGGAUACCCUGAUCAUCAACACGGUUUCCGCAUGUGCGGUGUGUGCUUUUGCCAGUGCCGGGGCCGCCUGCCCUGCAUGUGGCCAGGCCGCUGUGGUAGCAUUCUUCACGGAUAUGGCCAAAAGCCAUGCAAACGCUGUGGAACGACAUCUUGAAGGGGAAGUGGUACCAUGCGGAUGUAAGUGGCUGGAGGGUGGAGGCCAGAGGUGGAUGGGAAACUUACAAAGGCCGUGAGUGCCAAUGGGGCAUUUGCGGCCCUUGGAUUUCAGGGCAAACCCAAGCCUAUGUCCAAGUGAGUGUCCAUCUCAAGGGUCAUUUCUUCUACGUGAAGAACAGUUGUCACAAGAAAGUGCAGGUGGCCAUCCGCUACAAGCGCACCAACGGCCAGUGGGCCACAGAAUGCUGGUGGAAGCUCAAUCCCAACCAAGGCUUUUACCUUGCGGACAACGGAGAUCGCCUCAUUACGGAGAACAAGAUUUGGUACUACUACGCCGAGGAGAUUGGUGGAGGUGGCGUUUGGUCGGGCACUGACAACACCAAGACCUGUGGCGGCAGAACGCUCCGCAUGAAGGAGAAGAACUAUGUGGAUUCUGACCGAGACCUUUACUUGCGACUCACCUGCAGCAAUGCCAAGAGCAGUGAAGUGGGUGAAGACCUCGGCCUUGACCCGGACAAAAGUAAUUCUUCUGCAGAUGUUGGUGUAGGCGAGCGCAUUGAGGAGAUCCCAGGUGCUGACAAUGCAUCUACUCGAGAGCUGCUGCCCUGAUGAUGGGCAGCCGUGAUUUUCAUUUAAACUUAGCUUGAGGCAGCACCAUUCCUACUUUUAGACACUGGUGCAUCUUGGGCCUACAGUCAACUCAUUUUGCCGCAGAGUAUAGGUUUCCAAUCAGUGAAACAUGUGAGGCAAAAGUUGAGCUUGGCAUUCAUACAGGGGAUCCUGUACAGUUCGGUCGGUGCCACUCCAUGUGAUUCAUCCUUGGUGUUGGAUUCCUUCUAUGGACCAUGGGACAAAUUCAAAUGUUCAUAGAAACCAUGACCGCUGCGACCGCGGUGGUUUACCCCAUGACCAAGCUCCUCAUGAAGCGUGUUGAAGAGCGCGCAAGAACAAAAAAAUGACCGCGUCUCAAAACUGAGGCAUGUACACAUGCAUAGGCAUGGACAAGUCAAUGGUGAAAGCAUGUGAAAGCCAAG
Cladocopium goreaui is the source of this 1471-nucleotide messenger RNA. The record is from the annotation of a GenBank genome assembly. Lineage: Eukaryota; Dinophyceae; Suessiales; Symbiodiniaceae.